Juglans regia (Persian walnut) is the source of this 669-nucleotide messenger RNA. RefSeq lists its product as uncharacterized. The transcript has a single exon. NCBI's taxonomy places the organism in Eukaryota, Viridiplantae, Streptophyta, Magnoliopsida, Fagales, Juglandaceae. Gene Ontology annotation, molecular function: nucleic acid binding; RNA-DNA hybrid ribonuclease activity. Bases 1 to 669 code for a protein of 222 amino acids. The record is from RefSeq and is a predicted model, not a curated record.
AUGGCUGAAAAAUUGUCUACGUUAUUUGUUUUGGCAUGGGGUUUCUGGUAUCGCAGGAACAAAUUUGUGAAUGAACAGGAACUGUUAGUGUCUGAAAGAGCUGCCGAGAAUGCCUAUGUUCUGUUGAGAAGUCAUGCUCAAGUCAGUAUUAAGACACGAAGUCAGACUCUGAAACAUUAUAAAUGGCAUCCCCCUUCGGCUGGUUGCUUGAAAUUAAAUGUGGAUGCUGCAGUAUUUCCUGAGUGGGAUAAGGCAGGUGUGGGGCCAGUGCUGAGAGAUGAAAAUGGCAGAGUCAUCAUGGCUCUUAGCCGUGCAGAAAUUCCCAUGGAGGGUUCAGAAGGAAUAGAGCUCCUAGCCAUUUUUAGAGGCUUGCAACAAUGUGCUACUAUGGGUGUUUCCAAUAUUGUAGUGGAAAGCGACAGUUUGUUGAGUAUUGAUGCGCUAAAUGAUGAUAACAUGACUAAUUCAAUGUUAGGUGUGCUUUAUUAUGAGAUUAAGAAACUUGCUACUUGUUUUGAUGCUUGUCUGUUUUCUCAUGUAUAUAGGGAAGGCAAUAUGGUAGCUCAUAAGUUGGCUAGAAAUGCUUUUAAGAUUGAAAGUAUGGAGGUUUGGUGGAAUUGUAUUCCAAACUGUAUUUCUCAAACCGUAUGGUUUGAUGAGUGUCUGUAA